GAACCCAACGCCGUUAAACCGAUAAACGACCACUUCCUCGAACGCAUUCAAACCCCAACGGCUAUAUCUCUCUCAAAACAACCUUCUCUUUCACUUUUUUUUCUUGUUCCCCCACUUUCAAUUUUUCACCGUUCAAAAAUAAAUCAAGAAAAUUGAGAUCAAACCCACAAAAAUAUCAAGAUCACUGACCUCUAAUGCGAGCCCUAGUUCUUGUUUUUUUUAAUUCAAUUUGCGGAAGUGUUCGUUUAGACAAUACCCAAUUCCAGGGCUUUUAGUCUCGAUACGUUAUUGUGAAGUGAAGAAAAAAAAUGGAUGCUCUGUGUGAAGAGCUGGAUCGAGCAAAAGACGAGAUCGAAAAUCUGAAAGAGCAAUGCCGUGCCAAAGCAGAGUUAGCCGAAAGUUUAAGGCGGGCCCACAAUGACCAAUUGAGCAAAGAUAAGGAGACAAGUUCCAAGUUAGAGAAAUUAGCUCAUGAACUAACUGAGAAAGAUGGUGGAUUUUGUGCUGUCAAACAAAUGUACGAGGAGUUGAAGUCUAGUUCGACUCAGAAAGAAUCGAUUAUCAAGAAUCUCACUUGUCUGAACGAAAAGCUCCGUUCCGAGUUUACUGAGAAGCUUCGCAAGUGCGAAGAAGAGAACAAAGCACUUGCUUCGGCUUUGGAUGAUUCAAACGCCAAAAACACCGAUCAAGAAAAGCAAAUCCGCGGGCUGAAAGACGAGAUCGAAGGAGUUAAAAAGCUUUUAGCUUUUUCGGAGAAGAAGUGCUUAGAAGCUGAGAAUAAUACCGAAGCUUCCAAAGAGUUAAAAGUGAGAGAAGAUGGCUUCUUUAAAUUACAGGAGGAGAAGAGAAAGGUAGAAGACGAGCUCAAAUGGAAAAAGGAACAAUUUUGCCAUUUAGAAGAAGCCCACGACAAGCUUCGAAACCAGCUUCGUACGAGGGAAAUCGAGUGGGAGAACAAGGAAGCAAUGGCGUUGGCUUUGGAUAACGCGAAUUCGAAAAUUUUCGAUCAAGAGCAGCAAAUCUCCGCACUGGAACACGAGAUUAAAGGAUUUAAAAAGAUUUUAGAUUUUUCCGAGGAUAAAUCUGAGAAUAAGACGAAAGGAUUAAAAGGGAGAGAUGAAAACGCUUUCUUGAAAUUAGAGGAGGAGAAGAAAAAAUUCGAAGAUCAGCUGAAGUGGAAAAAGGAACAAUUCGUUCAUUUAGAAGAAGCCCACGAAAAGCUUCGGAAUCAGCUCAAGACAAAGGAGAAGGAAUGGGAGAAGGAGAAAGCUUCACUUCUUGACGGCAUCGCUUCUCUACAAACCAAUUUGGAAUCACAAACGAGAAUUUUGCACGAUCUUCAAAGCCGAUUCGAAAUGUGCAAUCAAGCUCUAGCUCAUGCAGAAGGCAAGAGAAAGCUUCUUGAAGCUCAGCUUUCGGAAUCCAAAACAAGCUUCGACAGUGUUUGUGCUGAAUACGAUGUGGCGAAGUCGAAUUUCGAGAGUUUCAACGCAAAGAGGGAUCAAGAAAUCGCGAGUUUAAGAAGCUCGUUGAGCACGAAGGAUAUACUCUACAAAGAAAUGGAGUAUCAGUUUAAGAAGGUGGAUCAAGAAAAGCAAGAGUGUUUGGUUUUGGUGAAAGAACUCCAAGAAGCUCAAAUUCGCGAGGCGGGAUUUUCUUCGUGCUCGAAGCUUCAAAGCAAGAUUAAAUUUUUAGAGCGGGCCCACAUGGGAUGCUCGACGAAUCUCAAAGAAAAAGAAUCCGAAUUGGAGAAACUAUCGGAAGAAUUGAGUGUGUGCAGAUCGGCUUUGAAAAAUAGGGAUAAUUCGUUGAACGAGCUGAAAAAAGAAUUGGACGCUUGCGAUUCCGUGAUACUGAAUUUGGAGUUGAUAAAUCAAGAGACGUCGCUCGCUUUAUUGGUACUGAAAUCGGAAUUUUCGGAAAAUAUUUACGAGCUGGUGGAAAAGUUAGAGCAAAAGAAAGAUGCUCUUAGUCUUGUUCAACAAGAUCUCGAAGGAGAAAGAGAGAAAGUGUCGAUUUUAUUGAGAAAGGUUGAAGCUCUCGAACAAGUGCAAGUUCUACUGCAGAAAGAGGUGAACAGGCUCGAAGAAAUGCUCGAGGAGUCAACGAAAAGUCAACUCCUGUCGGAGGAGCAAGUGCUGCAAAUACAAAGCGAUUUGAGAAAGGUCAACAGCGCCCUCGAUAGAGCGAACGAAGAGCUUUACGAGAGAUUCUGUGAAGCGAAUGAAAUCGAGUUUGAGUUGAUGAUGUGGAAAUCGUCGGCUGAAAAGCUGGAAGAGAAUCUCGAACGGAAUGUUUUAAUGCGUAGAGAAGUGGAAGCUUCUCUUAUUGCGCAAGUGGAAGUGGAGGUCAACCUUAAGCAAGAAAUCGAAGAAAAUGAGAAGAGGAUAAACGAUCUUCAGCAGAAGCUUCUAGAAGAAAAAGACGAGAGGAUAUACGAUUUGCAGAAGCUUGUCGGAACUUUGGAAGAGGAGUUUGAAAACUCGAGCAACUCGUUUUCUUGCAGAUUGUCGCAGGUGCAGAAGGAAUCGAUUUUAUUUCGAGAAUCUUGGGAAAAGAUCAAGACGAACGCGGUGUUAAACGAGGUGGAGAUUCAAGAGAAGAAUUUGGUGAUUGUCGAGCUGGAAAAUGAUUUACUACAGCAGGAGAGGAAAGCCUGUUUGGAUAACAACGAAAAGAAAAUACGAGAAAUCGAAGAAGUGGAAGAAGUUGAAGAACUGAAGAAGAAAAACGAGAAGUUGGUUAGUUCGGUGAGUUGGAUAUCGAAGAGAAUGGAGCAGCUGAGCGUGGAAGAUUGUAAGCUGAUGGAAAGUUUGGGAAAUAUCGUAAACGCCAUUGAUGAAGGAAAAGACGAAGAAUCUGUGAAGGAGAAUGUUAACAGCAUGAAUGUGAUGAUGUCAUCGUCGUCGCCAUUGACGAAGAAAGUUGAAGCAAAAUGCGACGAACGGUCACCGUUGAGAGCGUUGACAGUUAAUACUGUUGGGAAAAUUUGAGUUUUUUUUUUUUUUCGAUUUUUUUUUCUGGCUGCUGGUUUGUUCUGUCUGUGUAUAUAUGAUUGAAUUUGUUCUUUUUGGAAUAUAAUUUAUUCCACUCCUGUUAUGAAUUAUUAUUAAUUAUCAGGAAAAUGCUAGCUUCUGUUUUUUU
This is a messenger RNA of Erythranthe guttata (spotted monkey flower), 3144 nucleotides long. RefSeq lists its product as uncharacterized. The record is from RefSeq and is a predicted model, not a curated record. Lineage: Eukaryota; Viridiplantae; Streptophyta; Magnoliopsida; Lamiales; Phrymaceae.